AUGCUGAGAACUGUUUUCCGUGCUGCGCAGCCCAUUGCUUUGAAAACUGCUUUCCAACCUUUGGUUGCUAAGAACGCAUACAUUGGUGCUACCCAGGUUGUAACACCAGCCCGUUUCUACUCUGCUGCUUCUGUGGACAAAAAGGAGAUCACGACGAGAGUGAUCGAUGUUAUCAAGGCGUUUGACAAGACAGCAGCUGCCUCAGAAGUGACGCCACAGACAUACUUUCACAAGGAUUUGGGACUGGACUCUCUUGAUACCGUUGAGUUAUUGGUUGCAAUUGAAGAAGAGUUCGACAUCGAGAUCCCCGAUAAAAUCGCUGACGAGCUGAAGAGCGUCGGUGAAACCGUGGACUACAUUGCUUCCAACCCUGAGGCCAACUGA
Messenger RNA from Torulaspora globosa, 384 nucleotides. RefSeq names its product acyl carrier protein (gene ACP1). The record is from RefSeq and is a predicted model, not a curated record. The transcript has a single exon. Gene Ontology annotation, molecular function: acyl carrier activity; acyl binding. Gene Ontology annotation, cellular component: mitochondrion. The coding region runs from base 1 to 384 and encodes 127 amino acids. Gene Ontology annotation, biological process: fatty acid biosynthetic process. NCBI's taxonomy places the organism in Eukaryota, Fungi, Ascomycota, Saccharomycetes, Saccharomycetales, Saccharomycetaceae.